CCGACGCUGCUGAGCGCCGCGUUCACCUCACUGAACAGCGCCUACCACAGCAGCAGCGACACCGCUCCCGACGAGGACACGCCAGAGCCGGAGCACGGCUCGCACCAACAGCGCCAGCGCCAACGCGACAGAGAGCGAGCCGAACAGCGCUCGGAGCAGCGAGAGAGUCAUCAUCAAUCGCAUCAUUCGCAUCAUCAUCAUUCGCAUCAUUCGCAUCAUCAUCCGCAUCAGAGUCAAAGAUUGGACGCUGGCAUGGGCGGGCCAACGGCCGUGGCUGGAGGUGGGGGUGGAGGAGCUGGAGCUGGAGCUGUCGGCGAGGGGCAAACCUAUUGCUUGCGCUGGAACAAUCAUCAGACGAAUCUGGUGCAGAUCCUGCACACACUCCACGAGAUGGGCAGCUAUGUCGACUGCACCCUGGUCGUCGACGAUGAACAGUUCAAGGCACAUCGCGUGGUGCUCGCCGCCAACUCACCCUAUUUCCAGGCCAUCCUGCAGGACGUGCCCCAGGACCAGUGCUGCAUCAUAUUGCCGGGUGUGAAGGGUUUCGAGAUCGCUGCACUGCUGCAGUACAUGUACACCGGGGAGACGACGGUGACGAAGAGCCAGGAGCCGGAAAUAUUGAGGACAGCCAAGGAGCUGCAGGUGAAGGGUCUCUACGACAAUCUGAUGAAGUUCAACCACAAGGCGCAGAGCAGCUCGGCAGCCAGCGAGGAGCAGCAGCGUGCACAGCAUCAACAGUUCCAGGGCAGUCAGUCGCAUCAUCCACAUCCCCAUCUGCACCAGCAGCAGCAGCAGCAUCCACAUCAUCAUCCCACAUCGAGCAUUAGUUCGAGCAAGCCGCUCAAUGGCGCUGGCCAGGAUGUGGGCGUUGGCUAUCAUCAUGCGCCGCAUUCGCAUCAUAGUCAUCAUCAUUCCUCGUCCGUGAUCUCAACGUCCACGCAGCACAUCUCGCCCAGCGCCGCCAUUUCGAGCAGCUGCUCGCCACCACCGCCACCGUUUGGAGCAGCUGCCGCCGCCGCCGCUGCUGCUGCUGCUGCCUCCUCCGCCUCCGCCGCCGCCUCCUCCUCGUAUCAGACGCCUUAUUCAAGUUAUCCCAGCGCCGCUGCCAUUUCGGCUGGCGAGGCACCGCUCACGCCCACCCACUCGACGCCACAUCCACAUUCAGCUGCUGCUGGGGAUGCGGGCAACCAGUGGCCACUUUCCCCCUCCGCCGCCGCCGCCGCCGCCAUGCUCAACUCUGUCUACGAGUCGGCUGCGGACAUGAAUCCGCUCAAGCGCAAGAAACUCUCGGCCAUUUCGAGCAUGCUGCUCAACUCCACGCGGGACACGCCCAUUUUGCGCAACGUGUUGGCUCAGGCGAAUACGGCGGACUCCUCGCAGCCGGCGCAGCAGCAGCUGCUCAGCGAGAAGACGCCCACCCAUCAGCAUCAGCACCAGCACGCCGCUGCAGCAGCUGCUGCUGCUCCACAUCCGCAUCACGGCAGUGGCAGUCACAGUUUCAAUGGCUCCGACUAUGGCGGCGACAAGGAGCCUCUCUCGCCGCACACGGAUCGCUCCUUCGACGAGGAAACGGGCGGCGUCGGCGGACCAGGCGGCGGCAAGAAGCCGGAAUGGAAACGCUACAAGCAAUACACCCGUGCGGACAUGAUGUGUGCGAUUCAGUGCGUCCGCGAGGGCAUGAGCGCCCUGCAGGCCAGUCGCAAGUUCGGACUGCCCAGUCGCACGCUGUAUGACAAGGUGCGCAAGCUGAACAUCACCACGGGGCGUGGCACACAUCGCACGCCCAAACGUAGUCCGCCAGGUGGCGUUGAAUCCUCCGCUGCGUUUCCCUAUUCCGCUGCGGCGGCGGCGGCUGCUGCGGCUGCUGCUGCAGCCGCUGCCCAGAACUAUGGUCAGUCGGAGCUGGAGCGGGAGUCGAAGGAGCAGCAACAGCACGGCCAGCAUGGUCAGCACGGGCAUCCGCAUCAUGGCAUGCCGCCCACAAUUCCACACUCGGCUGCCGCUCUGCUGGACCAUGCCUUUCUGCAGCAGGACAUGGCUGGCCGGGAGGCGUUGCAUGCCAUGGCUUUGGCGGCAGCAGCACACGCGGCGGCCAAUCGCAUGUCGAGCAGUCCGCCCGGGUCAAAUGGACACGCGGCAUGCCGCUCACCCAGUCACUAUGGCGAGGAGGACGAGGCGUCCACGACGCUGGAGAAGCACGAGCACGACCAGGAGCUGGAGCGUCUGAUUAAGCGCGAGGCGCUUGAGGAGGAGCGUGAUGCGGACGAUGAGGACGAUCUGCACGAUCAGGUGGAGGAUCUAUCGCUGGCUGGUCGCAAGGAGCGACCAGAAUCACCCUAUUCCCCACCGCCGCCGGCGCAGCAGCCGGAGAGUGCUGGCGUUAUUAUGCAUGCGGCGACCACAAAUGGCGCCAAGGAGCAGACGGAGCUGGCUGACUACAGAGAUGUGGAGUCGCCACCAGCGCCGCCAGUCAGGGAUCUGAAACGUGAGCUGCUGGGCAGCGAUGAGGCGACUCUAACCGAGGCACAGGAGGCACAGGCAGAGUCACAGCACACCGACUGAUUGAUGCUAACGAUGGCCUGGCAGUAUGCAGCGGAUUCCAGCCACGACUCCAUCUACUAGGCCAGGCAAUCCUCAGCCCAAUCCUAAUCCCCAAUUCCCAUCCCCAAUCCUUCAUCAAUUCUGGUUCGGCGUACAACGUGCAACAAAAACAAAAACAAAAAAGAAAAGGAAAGGAAAACUUCAUUUCGGCAUCGGAUCGUUGAUCGUUUAGCGGUAGUUAAGCUUUAAUAACCCAAAUUCCAUAUGAAGCCCCGCUCCACCUCCCUCCACACACCUCCAUCCACACUCCAACACCCCGGGGCACAGAUUUGGGGCAGGCCUGCACCUUAAAUACAAGAAACAAAAAUUGAA
Molecule: messenger RNA, 2913 nt
Organism: Drosophila grimshawi
Lineage: Eukaryota; Metazoa; Arthropoda; Insecta; Diptera; Drosophilidae
Gene: rib
Product: broad-complex core protein
Exons: 1
Coding region: 253-2562 (769 amino acids)
Biological process (GO): regulation of transcription by RNA polymerase II
Cellular component (GO): nucleus
Molecular function (GO): DNA binding; protein binding
Source: RefSeq, a predicted model, not a curated record